Messenger RNA from Phalaenopsis equestris, 2195 nucleotides. Its product is annotated as protein root UVB sensitive 6. The record is from RefSeq and is a predicted model, not a curated record. The transcript has 13 exons. Bases 159 to 1742 code for a protein of 527 amino acids. Lineage: Eukaryota; Viridiplantae; Streptophyta; Magnoliopsida; Asparagales; Orchidaceae.
CAUGUGACGGCCACAAUCACUCGCUAUUUCUGUUCACACCAACGAUAAAACCGAAGCUCCUCCGCUCGCCGCCACACGCUUCCUUCACCCGGCUAUAAAUAUCGAAGCUCCGCUUUGCUGACGCCCCAUGCUCCAUUCCGCGGCGCAUUCUCUCCGCCAUGGCUCCGAUCCAGCUAAAACAUUCGGCGGCAUCUGCGGAGGCUCGGGUGAUGGUGCGCGACGCCAUGCGCACCGCUGCUCUCGCUUCCUCCCCGAAUCUGCUACCGCCGCCUCCAAUGACCCCGGAUCAGAUUGCGACCUCGCAGGUCUGUUUUGGCGGGGACACCAACGCCUCGGUGGCGGUCCAACCUAGGGUUCUCUGCUGCGAGGAGAUCGACGGGAAGAAGUGGAGUUACGUGGUGGGGGUUGAGGAGCGGAGGAUGUCUCGGAGAUGUUCAUCCCUGAAGGCGGUGCCAUUGCAGUCGCCGGUAGCGCCCAUCGAUGAAAUUUUUGCAUUCAUAAGAUCCUAUGUUGUUCCCGAAGGCUUUCCUAAUAGUGUUACCCCUUCGUACGUCCCGUAUAUGACAUGGAGAGCUUUAAAGCAUUUUUUUGGGGGAGCAAUGGGUGUUUUUACUACACGGACACUCCUAACUUCUGUUGGAGCAUCUAAAAACAGUGCAACCUCUGGAGCUGUUGCUAUUAAUUGGAUUCUUAAGGAUGGAGCUGGGCGUGUUGGAAAAAUGCUUUACUCAAGGCAAGGAAAGAAAUUUGACUAUGAUCUGAAGCAGCUUCGCUUUGCAGGUGAUCUUUUGAUGGAGUUGGGUGCUGGACUUGAGCUGGCAACUUCUGCAGUACCACAUCUUUUUCUACCAUUGGCUUGUAUGGCGAAUGUGGCAAAGAAUGUUGGUGCCGUCACAUCGACAUCCACUCGAACUCCAAUUUAUAAAGCCUAUGCUAAAGGAGAGAAUAUUGGGGAUGUCACUGCUAAAGGAGAAUGUGUUGCCAAUAUUGCAGAUCUGUUAGGGACAGGCCUGAGUAUCUUGGUUUCGAAAAGUAACCCUUCCUUGGUUGUUUCAUUUGCUUUCCUUUCGUGUGGAUAUCUUUUCAGUUCAUACCAAGAGGUGAAGUCUGUUGUUCUGCACACAAUGAAUCGGGCCAGAUUUGCUGUUGCAGUGAACUCUUUCCUAAAGACAGGUAAUGUUCCUUCAUUGAAGGAAGGCAAUGCCAAAGAAAACAUAUUCCAUUUUCCAUGGUCAAAACAAACAUCUAUAAUCUUAGGGUCUAGAUUUGGAGAAGCAUUUCAAGAUCCAUCAACAUAUCUUUCCAUAGAGCCAUUAUUUGAGAAAGAAAGGUAUAUAGUGACAUAUAAUCCUUCAAAGGGUAACAUAUAUGCACUACUAAAGGAUAAAGCAAAAGCAGAUGACAUUUUGAAGGCAGCAUUCCAUGCUCAUGUGCUUCUGCAUUUUCUUCAAUCUUCAAAUGCGAAGCAAUCUUCAAGAUAUCUCACUCAUCCUUUUCAGUCAUCACUGAACAGCAGUCCCUCAAAUCAUUCUCAAUCAUCUCUGAACCAUAGUUUAUCGAAUCAUUUACUUCCCGCAGCUGUAGACAUAGAAGCCCAGGUAGUUGAGUCCUGCAAUGCAGUAUCAUCCUUUUAUGAAGAUUUCAAGAGAGAAGCUGAAGCUGAGGGAUGGAUAAUGUCAGAGUCAUUGAUUAACCCUGGCCGGGCUCGCCUUUGUUCCAUUGACAAGCAUGGAAGUGCUUAGGUGUUAUAUUACACAUUGUGUUGCUCUCUUUCACCAAUGUUCACCAUUUCAGUAGCGAACACAACCCUUUUUUUUUUUUCUGGAAUUGCGCAGCAAGUUGCCUGACCUUUGCUUGUUCUCUGUUCCCUGUAGAUCAAUUCAUUCCAAUAUUCUUUCCAAACUUUGCUUGAUAAACCGCAUAUUAACCCGAGGUGCCGUCCCACCGCCACAAACUAACCUGUUUUUGCAUCCUUGACCCUAAUUCCUUCCCGCACAUCUCUUCUUCCAGUCCACUCAGUGCAGAAAUAUCAUUCACUUACCGAGAAGCCUUGCGGAUAUGUUUCAGUUGACCAGAGCUAUGUUCAUGGCUGCUGUUUGUUGGUGAACUGUUCUCCUUUUUGUUGCAUCAUUAUGUACUAUUCUUUCAUUCUAAACUGCUAUAAAUUUACAGUUUAUGAUGAUUAAUUUUAUAUA